Messenger RNA from Echinops telfairi (small Madagascar hedgehog), 1329 nucleotides. It is a transcript of the gene MSI1, whose product is annotated as musashi RNA binding protein 1. The record is from RefSeq and is a predicted model, not a curated record. NCBI's taxonomy places the organism in Eukaryota, Metazoa, Chordata, Mammalia, Afrosoricida, Tenrecidae. Gene Ontology annotation, molecular function: RNA binding. The transcript has 13 exons. The coding region runs from base 13 to 948 and encodes 311 amino acids. Gene Ontology annotation, cellular component: cytoplasm.
GAGUGCCUGGUGAUGCGGGACCCCCUGACCAAGAGAUCCAGGGGCUUCGGCUUCGUCACUUUCAUGGACCAGGCGGGGGUGGAUAAAGUGCUGGCGCAAUCGCGCCACGAGCUCGACUCCAAAACAAUCGACCCCAAGGUGGCCUUUCCUCGGCGAGCACAGCCUAAAAUGGUGACUCGAACGAAGAAGAUCUUUGUGGGGGGGCUGUCUGUGAACACCACGGUGGAGGACGUGAAGCAGUAUUUUGAGCAGUUUGGGAAGGUAGACGAUGCCAUGCUGAUGUUUGACAAAACCACCAACCGGCACCGAGGGUUCGGCUUCGUCACCUUCGAGAGCGAGGACAUCGUGGAGAAAGUGUGUGAAAUCCACUUCCAUGAAAUCAACAACAAGAUGGUGGAAUGUAAGAAAGCUCAGCCAAAAGAGGUGAUGUCGCCGACGGGCUCUGCUCGGGGGCGGUCUCGAGUCAUGCCCUACGGGAUGGACGCCUUCAUGCUGGGCAUUGGCAUGCUGGGUUACCCAGGAUUCCAAGCCACAACCUACGCCAGUCGGAGUUACACAGGCCUCGCUCCUGGCUACACCUACCAGUUCCCUGAGUUCCGUGUAGAGCGGACCCCUCUCCCGAGCGCCCCAGUCCUCCCCGAGCUUACAGCCAUUCCUCUCACUGCUUAUGGACCAAUGGCGGCGGCGGCGGCAGCAGCGGCUGUGGUUAGAGGAACAGGCUCUCACCCCUGGACGAUGGCUCCCCCUCCAGGUUCAACUCCCAGCCGCACCGGGGGCUUCCUGGGGACCACCAGCCCUGGCCCCAUGGCUGAGCUCUACGGGGCGGCCAACCAGGACUCGGGGGUCAGCAGUUACAUCAGUGCCGCCAGCCCCGCCCCCAGCACCGGCUUCGGCCACAGUCUUGGGGGCCCCUUGAUCGCCACAGCUUUCACCAAUGGGUACCACUGAAGCAGGGGACAGGUGGCAGGAGCACCCCAGCCUGCAGCUGACUGAGGACCACAGUGAGCCAGCCGAGGGGGCGGGGGACACCUCAGCCGCAGCCGCCACCCCCUCCCCCGCAGCGACUCGGACCCCCCACCCCCCCUACUGCCUGCCCGCUCUCCUUGGGCUUGGCCCCUGCCCUGCUGCCCACCGCACACACCCACCCCAACAUCCUCGAUCCUCCUUACUAACCUCCCUCUCUUCGACCCAUCCGCCCCCUGCCUACUUUUAUUUAUUUUGGAUUAGCUGGUUGUCCCGUUCCCCCACCCAUUCUCCCCUCUCUCUCUCUCUGCUGUGCCCCCAUAGGACCACCCCCCCAGAAAGCUUUUGUAUCUGUGCAUAGCUAGA